Messenger RNA from Calliphora vicina (urban bluebottle blowfly), 3254 nucleotides. It is a transcript of the gene Cpr47Ef, whose product is annotated as Cuticular protein 47Ef. The record is from RefSeq and is a predicted model, not a curated record. The coding region runs from base 1 to 3234 and encodes 1077 amino acids. Lineage: Eukaryota; Metazoa; Arthropoda; Insecta; Diptera; Calliphoridae. The transcript has 5 exons.
AUGACGAUAAUCCUGAAGCGUAAGAGAUCGUAUCUGAAUCCCGGCCAACCUUCAGAAUCGACACUAGAGCCAAAUAUCCAUGGUGCUAAGUCAUUGCUGGUAACGCUGCUGACAUUAACGCAUGCUGCCCGGCUAGACAAUAAAUAUUUGCCACCACCGCCAAAUGCUGCUACGGCUGGUGGUGGUCCUGGCUUACAAGGUCCAGGAGGUGGUGGUGGAAGACCGGGUGGCCCAGGUGGACCGGGAGGUUUUGGUGGCGGUGGAGGCGGCGGAACUGGUGCGGGAGGUGGUUUUGGCGGUGGUGGAGGAGGCGGAGGCGGUACUGGUGGUGGCGGAAAUAAUGGUUUGGGUGGCUUUACUGGCGCUGGUGGUCAAGGCAGACCCUUUGGUCCUCAAGGCGGUGGUGCAGGCCCCAGACCAGGAGCUCCUUCAGGACCAUCUGCUCCAGCUGGUCCUGUUAUACCCAUACUCUCAUUUGUAAAUGAAAAUGAUGGUGAUGGCAACUACAGAUUCAGCUAUGAAACUGGCAAUGGCAUUAAGGCCCAGGAAGAGGGCACGGUUAAAAAUAAAGGUUCCGAAAAUGAAAUACCAUCUGUUAUGGGUACAUACUCGUAUACAGCGCCGGAUGGUCAAGUAAUUGAAGUAGCUUAUACGGCUGAUGAGAAUGGUUUCCAACCUUCUGGUGAUUUAUUGCCAACGCCACCUCCCAUUCCAGAAGCAAUUGCCAAAGCACUGGCAGCACAAGGUAUUCAACCUGCUCCAGGUGGUGGCUUUAUAGGUGGACCAGGUGGUGGUGCUGGUGGCGGAGCUGGUCGUGGUGGCGGCGGUGGUCCUGGUAGUUUUGGUGGUGCAGGAGGUGGUACUGGUGCCGGUGGUUACGGUGGUGGCACUGGUGCUGGCGGUGGAGGUGGCUUCGGCGGUGGUGCCGGUGGUGGUGCCGGUGGUGCUGGUGGUAGAGGAGGCGGAGCCGGUGGUGGAACUGGUGCUGGCGGUGGCUUCGGCGGUGGAGGCGGAGCCGGUGGUGGAACUGGUGCUGGCGGUGGUGCCGGCGGUGCUGGUGGAUUUGGUGGUGGCGCCGGUGCAGGUGGAGCUGGUGGUAGAGGAGGUGGAACUGGUACCGGAGGUGCUGGUGGUUAUGGAGGUGGUGGUGCCGGUGGUAGAGGAGGCGGUGCUGGAGCUGGCGGUGGAGCUGGUGGUGGUGGAGGUUAUGGAGGCGGUGCUGGCAAAGGAGGCGCCGGCGGUUUUGGUGGUGGCGGAGCCGGUGGAAGAGGAGGUGGAGCCGGUGGUGCCGGAGGAUUUGGUGGUGGUGCUGGUUCAGGUGGUGCCGGUGGCUAUGGAGGCGGUGCCGGCGGAGCAGGAUCAGGUGCUGGCGGAGGUAGAGGAGGCGGUGCUGGAGCUGGUGGUGGAACAGGCACCGGCGGAGGUUUCGGUGGUGGAGCUGGCACUGGUGGUGGUUCAGGAGCAGGCGGUGCCGGUGGUAGAGGAGGCGGUGCUGGAGGUGCUGGAGGUUUUGGUGGUGGAGCAGGCGGUGCCGGUGGUAGAGGAGGCGGUGCUGGCGCUGGUGGUGGUUAUGGCGGUGGAGCCGGCGCCGGUGGUGCUGGAGGAGCCGGUAAAGGAGGUGCUGGCGGUUUUGGUGGUGGAGCAGGCGGUGCCGGUGGUAGAGGAGGCGGUGCUGGUGGUGGUUAUGGUGGAGGAGCUGGCGCCGGUGGUGCUGGAGGUUUUGGUGGAGGCGCUGGUAAAGGAGGUGCUGGUGCCGGCGGUGGAGGCUCAGGUGCUGGUGGCUAUGGAGGCGCUGGCGGUAGAGGAGGAGGUUCUGGCGGUGGUGGUGGCACAGGUGCUGGUGGUUUUGGAGGAGGAGCAGGCGCCGGUGGUAGAGGCGGAGGUGCUGGAACAGGUGCUGGAUCUGGCGCCGGUGGAGCUGGAGGUUUUGGAGGAGGAGCAGGCGCAGGAGGUGCUGGUGGUAGAGGAGGAGGUGCAGGCACGGGUGGUGGUUAUGGUGGUGGAGCUGGCGCCGGUGGUGGUGGAGGCUUCGGUGGAGGUGCCGGUAAAGGAGGUGCUGGAGGAUUUGGUGGAGGUGCCGGCAAAGGAGGAGCCGGUGGAUUUGGUGGAGGCUCUGGUGCGGGCGGUGGAGCCGGUGGUAGAGGCGGAGCUGGUGCUGGAGGUUAUGGUGGAGGAGCUGGCGCUGGUGGUGCUGGAGGUUUUGGUGGUGGUGCCGGCAAAGGAGGAGCUGGCGGCUUUGGCGGAGGUUCUGGCGCCGGAGGUGCUGGUGGAACAGGUGCCGGUGGUGGUUUUGGUGGAGGUGCCGGCAAAGGAGGUGCUGGAGGUUUUGGUGGAGCUGGCGCUGGUGGUGCUGGAGGUUUUGGAGGUGGUGCCGGCAAAGGAGGUGCUGGUGGUUUUGGUGGUGGAGCUGGCGCUGGUGGUGCUGGAGGUUUUGGUGGUGGUACCGGCAAAGGAGGAGCUGGAGGUUAUGGUGGUGGAGCUGGCGCUGGUGGUGCUGGAGGUUUUGGAGGUGGUGCCGGCAAAGGAGGAGCUGGAGGUUUUGGUGGUGGAGCUGGCGCUGGUGGUGCUGGAGGUUUUGGUGGUGGUGCCGGCAAAGGAGGAGCUGGAGGUUAUGGUGGAGGAGCUGGCGCUGGUGGUGCUGGAGGUGGUGCCGGCAAAGGAGGUGCUGGUGGUUUUGGUGGUGGAGCAGGUGCCGGUGGAGCUGGAGGUUUUGGUGGAGGUGCUGGUGGUUUUGGUGGUGGAGCAGGUGCCGGUGGAGCUGGAGAUGCCGGCAAAGGAGGUGCUGGAGGUUUUGGUGGUGGAGCCGGCAAAGGAGGAGCUGGAGGCUUUGGUGGUGGAGCAGGUGCCGGUGGUUUUGGUGGAGGUGCUGGUGGCGCUGGAGGUUUUGGUGGAGGUGCCGGCAAAGGAGGAGCCGGUGGAUUUGGUGGAGGUUCUGGUGCUGGAGGUGGUGCCGGCGGCGCAGGAGGUAGAGGUGGUGCUGGUGGUUAUGGUGGUGGAGCAGGAACUGGUGGUGGAGGCGGUGCCGGUAAAGGAGGCACCGGUGGUUUUGGUGGUGCCGGUGGUAAAGGAGGUGCAGGUGGAUUUGGUGGUGGUACAGGAGCUGGUGGAGCGGGUGGCCGAGGAGGUGCAGGUGCUGGUGGUCCUGGCACAUCGUACGUUCCGCCUCCACCUGGUCAACCUGGCGGCGGUCAUGCAAGUGGCGACUUUAAUCCUCAAACUGGCUACAAUUAUUAAAUUUAUUUCCAUAAGCAAAA